AUGGCAGACAAGUACAUACUCAAAGUAACCGCCGGACCGGGCUACGACACGGCAGACCACGUCUCGGUGCCCGUCAACGACGCCUCUACCGUCAAGAUCAGCUCGGAGCUAGCGGACGUCGAGCUCAACGUGCGGAUCCAAAACUACGGCGGGCUCCCUCGGGGGUCGGACAAGACGUCGUCGUAUUUUUCUACGGAGCCGCAUAAGGCGAAUAACGACCAGUACAGCAUCUGUUUGCGGUUCACGCCGAAGAAGCCAGAGGGUUCCUCGGAGCGGGGGAUCUCGGGGGAAGAUUUACAGUUCGGCAAUGACUUUGAUCAUCCGAUUCGGGACCAUUUGCCCCCGGGGUUCCAGACGGCGCUGAAUAUCGUCAAGUGGUUGAUCGACCCCGGUCUCGAGGGGGAUGCGUACGCCGACGCGCCGUAUUUAUUCGGCCCGGCGUUGAGUUCCUUCAACACGAUCUACUGCGGUCGCGGAAGCGAGGACGCGGAAAAGGGAGGUUUGGUGUUCGAGGAAGGUGGGGAUGAGAAGGGCGGAUCGAAGGGGAGGGAGGAGGUGGGUGCGCCGGGGACGGGGAAGGAGAGGAUGAAGUGGGCUUUGAAGGCGGAGAAUAAGAAGGCGUGGGUGUGGGAGUUUGGGAGGACGUAUGGGUUGGAUUUCUUUAAUCCGUAUUUGGAUUUUGAGAGGUUUGCGUUGAGGUUGCCGGGGUUUAGGCUGUCGAUUUUGAGGUAUUGGGAUGGGCAGGGUCUGAGAUACGUCCUACGUAACAAGCAGACAAAGGAGACAUAUCUCGUCGUCAUGUUCUCCCUGUACCUCAAGGAAGACGUCAACGAAGACGGGACGCUUAAGGUCUCGGAGGAGGAAGCCAAGAGCAGGGCGGCGAUUGCGAGACCCACGAGUCCGUCGAGCAGCGACGAUGAGGGGGAGGAGCAGAAACCGUUGCCAGAGUUGGCGUUGGUUGAUAAGAAGCUGGCUGAGACUAGGCUGAAUGAUGUGGAUUAA
Messenger RNA from Scedosporium apiospermum, 1002 nucleotides. RefSeq lists its product as uncharacterized. The record is from RefSeq and is a predicted model, not a curated record. The coding region runs from base 1 to 1002 and encodes 333 amino acids. NCBI's taxonomy places the organism in Eukaryota, Fungi, Ascomycota, Sordariomycetes, Microascales, Microascaceae. The transcript has 2 exons.